AUGCCCGAGAAAGAAACAAUCGUAGUAAUCGGCGCCGGAGUAAUCGGCCUCACAACCGCCCUCCGCAUCCAAGAAACCCUCCACCGCAACCAAACCAUCCAGCUCAUAGCCCGCGACUUCCCCAACACCACAUCCCUAAACUACGCCUCCCCGUGGGCCGGCGCCCACUACCGCCCGGUCCCCGGUUCAACACCGCAAGCCCUCCGCGAAGAAACCCAAGCCAAACAAACCUACAGCUACCUCAAGCAAUUGGCAAAAAGCGACCCCUCCUCGGGCGUAGCAAUCAUAGAAGGAAUCGAACACCUCGAGAACCCACCUUCCGAAUAUCUCGACGAAAGGAGUAUCAAAGAAUGCUACGGUCAUCUUGAUGGGUUCAGGAUCCUAGGGAAAGACGAAUGUCCCGAGGGGGUGAAAUGGGGAGCUCGAUAUGAAACUGCGGUGAUUAAUUCGCCGGUGUAUUGUGCGUAUCUUCUAAGGAAGUUUGUGCUUGGUGGUGGGGUUACGAGGGAAUAUACAGUCACGGAUCCGAGGGAGGCGUUUUAUUUAGCGCCGAAUGUGAGGACGGUGGUUAAUUGUUCGGCAUUGGGGUUUGGGGAUGAGAGGUCGUUUAUUAUUCGGGGGCAAACGUGUCUCGUGCGGAAUCCUUGCAGUCAGACUGUGACGAGGCAGAAUUCCGAUGGGUCUUGGUCCUUCUGUAUCCCGCGUCCCUUGUCCGGGGGCACCAUUAUUGGGGGUACGAAGCAGCCGCGCGACUAUGAUCCCAAUCCGUCGGUGGAGACGAGGGAGAAGUUGCUUGCCAAUGCGGCCAAGUGGUUCCCGUUUGAGCCGGGGAGUGAGGGGAAGUUUGAUGUGAUUCGGGAUAUUGUAGGUAGGAGACCGGCUAGAGAGGGUGGGAUGAGGAUUGAGGUGGAGAAGGUUGGAGAAGGUCGGUUUGUGGUCCAUGCUUAUGGGGCUGGGGGGAGAGGCUUUGAGUUGUCGUACGGAGUGGCGGGGGAUGUUGUCAAGUUGAUGGUGGGUAAUAAGUUGGUUGGCGAGAGAGCUUCGUUGUAG
Messenger RNA from Aspergillus oryzae RIB40, 1050 nucleotides. Its product is annotated as FAD-dependent oxidoreductase. The transcript has 3 exons. The record is from RefSeq and is a predicted model, not a curated record. The coding region runs from base 1 to 1050 and encodes 349 amino acids. NCBI's taxonomy places the organism in Eukaryota, Fungi, Ascomycota, Eurotiomycetes, Eurotiales, Aspergillaceae. Gene Ontology annotation, molecular function: D-amino-acid oxidase activity; FAD binding.